This is a messenger RNA of Loa loa (African eye worm), 375 nucleotides long. RefSeq lists its product as hypothetical. The coding region runs from base 1 to 375 and encodes 124 amino acids. The record is from RefSeq and is a predicted model, not a curated record. NCBI's taxonomy places the organism in Eukaryota, Metazoa, Nematoda, Chromadorea, Rhabditida, Onchocercidae. The transcript is spliced from 3 exons.
AUGAGAAACAGAAAAAUAAAAAAAGCUCAUCUUAUUCACAUAAAGGAAAACAGAUCUCUCACGAACUCUUCCUGUCGCUUCUUCUCAAUGACAUUUCUGCAUACGUUUAUCGAAUCCCCGUGUUUUGUGACUUCUCCGACAAAGUCUAUAUGUUCAGUAUAUUACAAUGGGACUCCAGCAAGACACCGUGAAUACUGCUAUAACUGCAUUUUUCCACCCACCAUACUGGCUUAUAAAUUGUUGGAACAUCUUGCUAUUUACUUUCUUUGCACUUACCAUGCCGCUACCUUCAAUACUAUCAUCACUUGCACAUCAUCACAAAGUCUACAAAUCACUCAGGCUCAAUCUUGCCUAAUUCUACAGCAAUAUCUGUAA